UCUUCCACAACACGGAAGCAGCAUGGCGUCCAACAGCAGCUCCAGCAGGCACCAGACAGCACGGCACAGACUGAGCAUCAUCGCUGGACACCUGCAGAGACCUGCGGACAGUGAUGCUGCCCUUCUAGCCGUUGACUGCAAAGCCCAGGCGAACAAACCAAACGUCAGCGCCGGUGACAGGAGCGAGGGGAGGACAGUGCCUAGGAAGAGGCAGGAGAUUAUGAAAUGGAACGGCUGGGGAUACAGCGACUCCAGGUUCCUCUUCAACAAGAAAGGCCAAGCAGAAUUUACUGGGAAAAGGUAUAGACUGAGUGGGAUGAUCAUCCCUGGGCUGAAGGACUGGAUGGAAAGCACGUUUGGUGCCAAUUUGCAGCAUAAAACCCAAGCAACGCCUGCUCUGAAUAGCAGUGCUGUACAGCCUCCUACGUUAAAUGAGGUCUUUGUGGAGGAGCUGAAGUCUACAGGUAUUCCUUUCUCUCACGAAGCAGAAGACCGAGUUUUCCGUGGCCACGGCCACUGCCUACAUGAGAUCUUUGCUCUGAGAGAGGGAAAAAUCGGCCGUGUUCCAGAUAUGGUGGUUUGGCCAAGCUGUCACAAUGAUGUGGUGAAAAUUGUGGAGCUGGCUUGCAAACAUAAUGUUUGUCUGAUCCCUUAUGGAGGUGGAACUAGUGUGUCUAGCGCCCUGGAGUGCCCACCAGAGGAAACUCGAUCUAUUGUCUCAUUGGAUACGUCACAGAUGAACCGUAUUUUGUGGAUUGAUGAGAAAAACCUGACUGCACAUGUGGAGUCUGGCAUCGUCGGUCAGGAUCUGGAGAGAUUGCUUAAUGAGAGCGGCUACUGUACAGGGCACGAGCCCGACUCCAUGGAGUUCAGCUCCCUGGGGGGGUGGGUUGCUACGAGAGCCUCGGGCAUGAAGAAGAACAUCUAUGGCAACAUUGAAGAUCUGGUGGUUCAUAUCAAGAUGGUUACUCCUCGAGGUGUGAUUGAAAAGAGUUGUCAGGGACCGCGGAUGUCCACGGGUCCAGACAUUCACCACUUCAUCCUUGGCUCAGAAGGAACCCUUGGUGUAGUUACCGAGGUAACGAUAAAGAUCCGUCCCAUACCAGAGUAUCAGAAGUACGGCUCUGUGGUGUUCCCCAGUUUUGAGCAGGGUGUGGCCUGCCUUCGAGAGGUGGCUAGACAGAGGUGUGCUCCAGCAUCUAUACGACUUAUGGAUAAUGAACAGUUUAAGUUUGGCCAUGCCCUUAAGCCACAAGUAUCUUCCAUUUUCACAUCUUUUCUGGAUGGACUGAAGAAGUUUUACAUCACCAAGUUCAAAGGGUUUGACCCCAAUCGCUUGUGUGUGGCCACCCUGCUCUUUGAGGGAGACCGAGAGAAGGUCCUGCAGCACGAGAAGCAAGUUUAUGACAUUGCUGCAAAGUUUGGGGGCCUGGCAGCAGGAGAGGACAAUGGACAGAGGGGCUACAUGUUGACCUUCGUCAUCGCUUACCUUCGGGACUUGGGGAUGGACUACUACGUGAUUGGGGAGUCAUUUGAAACCUCUGUGCCUUGGGACAGGGUUUUGGACAUUUGCCGGAAUGUGAAGGCACGCAUCGUGCAAGAGUGUAAAGACAAAGGAGUGCAGUUUCCACCACUAUCAACCUGCAGGGUGACUCAGACGUAUGAUGCUGGAGCCUGUGUCUACUUCUACUUUGCCUUCAACUACAGAGGACUCAGUGAUCCGGUGCACGUGUACGAGCAAGUCGAGCAUGCGGCUAGAGAAGAAAUCCUUGCCAAUGGAGGGAGCUUGUCACAUCAUCAUGGAGUGGGAAAACUUCGGAAGGAGUGGAUGAGGGAGACCGUGUCCAGCGUUGGCAUGGGGAUGCUCAAGUCUGUCAAGGACUAUGUUGACCCAAACAACAUCUUCGGCAACAGGAACCUCCUCUAAGUCCAAGUUCCCGUCCGUUAUCUCACCUAUUUGUUUUCUAAAAGCACCCUGUGCAUUUUGGAUUAACGGCUAACUAAAUGUGAAUUUAAAACAGCCAGAGAUCUUCUCCAUCAGAAAAAAAGUCUCGGUGCCAUUUAAUGAUUCACUCUUCUCCUCUACCACACAUAGCACUUAAUCUGCUGAAGCAAUCGUCGAAGAUCAUUCUCACCCAACUUCUUCUAACAAGAUUCAUCUGGGCGCAGCUAAACGUUGACUUAUCUCACAUUUUCCUGAUCACCUUUGCCAACAUAGAGGAAGCUGAUUCAUGAUCCUCCUGUGUGUGUGUGUCUGUGUGUGUGUCUGUGGCACUACUUUAGUGGUAAGUUGUCGCUUUCUAAAGCUCUGUGCCUUUCUAAAGCUUUUGUCUGCCUUCCCCUCUCCUUUGUGUCCCACAUAUGUCCUUUCCAGCCUUCCUGUCUCUCGUCGUUCUGACCUUAUGCCAUAUUAGACGUGUUUCAGGACUGGGUGUAUUUGUGUGUGCCUCUUUUAAUAAGCUUGUCCCUUCCCAAGCAGUUUGGCUCUUGUCAUUUUCAAAAAGUCCCAUGUUUGGUAGGAUCGCUGAGGGGAAAUAAGCUCAACUGUUGCGCAUUUAGUUUUUCUACUGAAAGCUUUUACACUGAGUGGUUUGUUACUGAACAAGAGAAGUGGAAAAUGUAAGCCAUUUUGAAUAUGUUUCUGUACAAAAGUUUUCAGCUUUUUUUGGCGGGGUGGCGGCUGUAAAUCCCGGUCCUUAGUCGAACCAAAGACUUUAAUCAUGAGGCAGUGCAAGUCAGAAGUUUACACUCAUUAUUGGCAAUAAUCUUUGUUUUGGCCCAUAAAUGUAAUAAUUCUAGUCUGAAGUUAUUAGCUGAAAGCUUUGAUUCCAUAAACAGGAACUCGACUGGUUAUGAAUCACACUAUUGUUUUCCUCCAAUCUGGACGUGGUCAGAAUAAUACAUAAAAUAGCCUUUCAACAGGUUUCUCCCUGGACGUUGGACAUUUCCUUCCUGGCUCAUUUCUGGGAACAGAUUCUGCUUUUAGGUUUGGUCCGCAAAUCUUUGCCUUAGUUAGGUUUAGACUUCCCAAACACUAAAUUUAAACCUACUUUAUUAACAUUUAAACUAAAUAGAUCUGAGCCGAACCUCAAACCAAUGGAAAUUAAGAAAGAACAAUGAAAAACAUAAUAAUAAUAAAUGGUUUAAUCCUUCUACGGACUGGAAAGUGCCCUGAAACCAUCAUGAACUGAACUGCUUCCUAGGUCUUUAUUUUAAUCUCAAAUCAACGGCCUGAUGUCUGGAUAUUUUAAACUGUAGUUUCCUGGAAGGUGAUGAUCCCAGAAAUGCCUCAAAACUGGUAUUGGAAGCUAAGUAAAAGCAUAUUUUUAGUUAGCUUCCCGGAAUCUGACAUCUGCUAAAACAAAAUUAAAUGUAUCUGUCAAAAUCAGCAUGUUAAAUUAACACUUCUGCAUAUUGUGUUAAUUUAAACCAAGCUUAAAGCUGCCCCUUUAACCAAACCUGAAUAAUCUGCUGAGAAAAGCCUGGGGGGUCAGAGGAGACCUGCAUGUCUGUGAAGCCUUCAAACUCAAUAGUAUACUGAACGGUAGAGGUGGAGGUGGUGGCAGCAGCAUGCUGUGGGCUUCUUUUGCCAUCGUAUACUUUUUAUUCAUACAGGAAAAAUAUCACAGGCACAUCAGAAUCCCUUUAGGGUACAUAACAUUCACACAAAAAAAAAUCUUUAGGGUUAUUUAAAGCGUAAAAUGCAACAUUAAAACCCCAAAAGGAAAGAAAUACAUUUUAAUAAUGAGUGUAAACCUAUGAUUAGCUCCUCCUUCACUGUCACUGAAUCACUUCAUCAAUUAAGCUGAUUUGUUUCCUAUUAUGAUAUGCAAAGAUUACCGUCCUGAUUCUUCUGACUGUUACACACGCUGACACAUUCAGCUCGAACCUUACAUGUUUAUUUAGUUUGUCCCCGAUGAUUCCCUCAAGUGUCGGUUUGUUUAGUGUUUCUACAUCAUGCUACAGCUUUUAUGAACAGAUUCUGUAACGUGCUACAUUUUGAUACUGAACUUUUACCAUUCUGCUGCUCAUUUUCUGGCCGAUGCCUCUUUUCCAGGACUGCUUUUGUCCUACAAAAAAUAUUCCUGCUCCAGGUUAUGGAGAUGUCCACGACCUAACUUGUGUCAAAAAAAAAAAAAAAGCUUUUGAUUGUCAUAACUGUACCUUUUUUUUUUUUCUUUUUUUUCCACUUCUCUUUAUAAAUUAACAUCUGAGUAAAUUUUGUCAAUGCUGUUUGUGCAAUAAACUAAUGCGAAG
Molecule: messenger RNA, 4257 nt
Organism: Cyprinodon variegatus (sheepshead minnow)
Lineage: Eukaryota; Metazoa; Chordata; Actinopteri; Cyprinodontiformes; Cyprinodontidae
Gene: agps
Product: alkylglycerone phosphate synthase
Exons: 20
Coding region: 23-1927 (634 amino acids)
Biological process (GO): lipid biosynthetic process
Molecular function (GO): FAD binding; alkylglycerone-phosphate synthase activity
Source: RefSeq, a predicted model, not a curated record